Leguminivora glycinivorella is the source of this 2168-nucleotide messenger RNA. It is a transcript of the gene rept, whose product is annotated as ruvB-like 2. Lineage: Eukaryota; Metazoa; Arthropoda; Insecta; Lepidoptera; Tortricidae. The record is from RefSeq and is a predicted model, not a curated record. Bases 128 to 1528 code for a protein of 466 amino acids. Gene Ontology annotation, cellular component: NuA4 histone acetyltransferase complex; Ino80 complex; Swr1 complex. Gene Ontology annotation, biological process: regulation of transcription by RNA polymerase II; box C/D snoRNP assembly; chromatin remodeling. The transcript has 12 exons. Gene Ontology annotation, molecular function: ATP binding; ATP hydrolysis activity; DNA helicase activity.
GCUGCGCAUUGAGCAUUUUUUUUAAAACACACUUGUCAAACAAAUUGUUUAGAAGUGCGGCUCUGCCGAAUUUCCUAAGAUUUCGCGUAAUUUACCUAUAAUUCCACGUAUCAAAGUAGUGUGAAAUAUGGCUUCCCUAGCAGCAGCGCAAGUGCAAGAAGUGCGCUCCAUAACGCGCAUAGAGCGUAUAGGGGCACACUCUCAUAUUCGAGGCUUAGGGCUCGAUGAUUCCUUGGAGCCCCGUGCCGUGUCUCAGGGCAUGGUGGGACAGAAGACAGCCAGGAAGGCUGCUGGCGUCGUUUUGCAGAUGAUUCGAGAAGGUAAAAUAGCUGGCAGAGCUGUGCUGCUGGCCGGCCAGCCUGGCACUGGCAAGACAGCCAUCGCCAUGGGCCUGGCACAGGCACUGGGGCCCGAUACACCCUUCACCAGCAUGGCAGGAUCUGAGAUCUAUUCUCUGGAAAUGAGCAAGACUGAAGCCCUGACUCAAGCCAUCAGGAAGUCUAUCGGCAUCAGAAUUAAGGAGGAGUCCGAAAUCAUCGAAGGCGAAGUAGUAGAAGUGGUCGUGGACCGGGCGGCGGGGGGCUCCGCCCGCGUCGGCCGCCUCACGCUCAAGACUACCGACAUGGAAACCAACUACGAUAUGGGGGCCAAGAUGAUCGACUCCAUGCUUAAAGAAAAGGUGCAAGCCGGAGACGUGAUAACCAUAGACAAGGCGACAGGCAAGAUCAACAAACUGGGACGCAGCUUUGCUCGCGCCAGGGACUACGAUGCCACAGGCCAGCAAGCGCGAUUCGUGCAGUGCCCAGAAGGCGAGCUUCAAAAACGUAAAGAAGUCGUCCAUACGGUGACUUUACACGAGGUGGACGUGAUCAACUCUCGCACUCAUGGGUUCCUCGCACUGUUCUCCGGUGACACCGGUGAGAUCAAGUCUGAGAUCCGAGAGCAGAUUAACAGCAAAGUGGCGGAAUGGCGCGAGGAAGGGAAGGCUGAGAUGAUCCCCGGAGUACUCUUCAUUGACGAGGCCCACAUGCUGGAUAUUGAAUGCUUCUCAUUCCUGAAUCGAGCCCUGGAAUCGGAAACGGCCCCCGUGGUCAUCAUGGCAACCAACCGGGGCAUCACUCGCAUCCGGGGCACCACUUACAAGAGCCCCCAUGGAAUACCACUGGAUCUGCUGGACAGAGCCAUUAUUGUACCUACUCAGCCCUACGAUCACAAGGAUUUGAAGGAGAUACUUAAUAUCAGAUGCGAAGAAGAAGAUUGUCAAAUGUCAAGCGAUGCGUUGACAGUGUUAGCCCGUCUAGCCACCGAGACUUCGCUCCGGUACGCCAUACAGCUCAUCACCACGGCUUCGCUGGUCGCUAAAAGGAGGAAGGCGACUGAGGUCAGCAUGGAAGACGUGAUGAAGGUGUACUCUCUGUUCUUGGACGAGCAUCGCUCGGAACAGUUCCUCAAGGAAUACCAGGAUGAGUUCAUGUUCGAUGACGGAUCAGGCGAUGGUCCGCAGCAAGCAAUGGAGGUAUCCCAGUAAAAUGGAAAUGAGACCAAAUAUUUUAAUGAAGCAGUAUACAUACAGAUUGUUAAGUUGUCUCUAAUAAUCUGCAGGGUGUAUAUAGGUCGUUGUACCACUUUUACUGUAGAAUUAAACCUAAUUCCCAAAAAAAACACUAUCAUGUCAAGGUAGGCCAACUGGGGAAGUACCUCCGGCUUUCAGAAGACCAUAGCCAGACCCUACUCAUAGUGUUGUGUUCCUGCUGGCACGCCUCGGACACUCCCGCUCCCCGCUGAAAGUGCCGCCCACCCCUCUCGGUUACCUCACAGUUACCGCCUGUCACCGCGACCAGUCGACCUGUCAUAUCUCGCUCAUACAAGCAUGGUACGCGUUCACCUACACGAGCUUAGACUGUGUGCUAGGAACGCGCCUCUUUCAUAUAUUUGAUCGCCAGUGUCCGGGAUGUGGUAUUGACCUAUAUUCAAUCUAUAUACAUUAUUAGAGGUAACUAUUUAACCCUUUUACAGGCCACGCCAGUCUAGAAAGUUUUAUACCAAAUAGUAAUGUUUUGGCGAUAUAUUUUAAGGAGAUUGCAAUCUAAUUUGUACCAUGAAGUGCAGUGAUUAGAGUGUAUAUCGCGUAUGUGGUAUAUAAAACGUACUGUGCCUGGAAAAGGGUU